Prunus avium (sweet cherry) is the source of this 1912-nucleotide messenger RNA. Lineage: Eukaryota; Viridiplantae; Streptophyta; Magnoliopsida; Rosales; Rosaceae. The record is from RefSeq and is a predicted model, not a curated record.
CAACCAUUUCUCUUGCUUUAAUAAUAUUAGGACAUGGUUCUGCUGGAAUCAAUGUGUAUGCAAUGCAGCCAUUUCUCUCUUUUAGUAUGGGGGUUCUUCUGUAAAAAUGACUAGUCUUCAGGGGCAUUAAUGGUUAUAGAAAAAUAUAAACAUGCCAAAGUCUGAGAGAGAGAGAGAGAUAGAGAGUGACUUCUGGCCUCUGUUACUUCUGAUUGGCUGAACUAAUAGAAGAGGAAAAGAAAAUGGUUUUUAUUAUUUUGGUUUGGAAAAUGGUUUUUAUUAUUGUUUUCACUUUAUUAUCUCUCUUCACUGACUGGCAUCAACGAGAACAUCACCACUCCCACUACCCCAUACUAACCAGCAACAGCAGCACCUGUAGAGAACAGAAGCAAAUCUCUAGAGAGAGAAAGAUAGAGAUUUGCUAGAAAGUAUUAGAAGAGAGAGAGAGAGAGAGUAUAAAGGGGAGAAGACAGAGUCUCAAGCUUUUGUUCCAAUCCUCCUUUUGUAGAGGUUUUGAUUUGAUCUGGUCAGAGUAGAGUGAAAAGAAGAACCCAAAAGAUAAAUAGAAAAGAGGAUUCUUUAUUACUUUCUUCAAAGUUCCAGUCUUUGGAUGAGAAUUGAAGAAUAAGGAAGCAAUGGAAUCAGAUCUUCAACAGCAUCAUCAUAAACCCCAGCAGCAUAUGAACUCUAGCUUGAUGCGGUACCGAUCAGCUCCCAGCUCAUAUUUCGCAAAUAUUUUGGACUCAGAUUUUUGUGAACCAUUGUUCAAUCGGCCUUCUAGCCCUGAAAGUGAACGAAUUUUCGCCCGGUUUUUGACUGGUGAAGUUGGUGGUAAUGGUGGUGGGGGAGGAGGAGGAACAGAAGAAACUGCAUCACAUCACAAAGUGACAACACAGACCAAUAACCAGCAAACACAGUUUAUGGUGCCUAAGGUGGAUAAUGAAGCAGGAGUGAUUCAACAGCAACAGCAGCAGCAGCAGAGCCAUUUGAACAACUAUUCUUCUGUUUCUCAGGGCUUUUACCAAAGUCCAUCUUCAAAACCACCUUUGCCAAAUCAGAGUUUGAAUUCAGCUAAUGAAGGAGCUUAUUCAAUGGGGACAAGUCAGUUGCCUUCAGUGAAAACUGGUGGUGUCACUAAUUCGAAUCUUAUUCGGCAUAGUAGCUCGCCUGCUGGACUAUUCUCCCAUAUGAAUAUUGAUGGCUAUGCUGCAUUGAGAGGCAUGGGAAACUACGGAGCCAGUAAUAGCACUAAUGAAGAAGCAUCUUUUUCUUCGACAAGCAGGUUGAAAAAUUUCUCUUCUGGGCCACCAUCUACAUCAGGGCUAAUGAGUCCAAUUGCUGAAAUUGGGAACAAAAGAAUGCGAUCAGAUAAUCAAGAUUCUAGAGGUUUUGGUGAUGGCUCGGGUAACAAUUAUGUCACUGGUUUCCCAAUUGAUUCGUGGGAUGACUCUGCAAUGAUGUCUGAUGAUAUUACACGCUCAGCAAGCUUUAGGGAAGAUGAUAUCAAAGCAUUUACUGGUUUAAGCCCAUCAGAAACUCAGGAUGUGGAGGCUGGAAAUCGCCCUCCUACACUUCUGGCUCAUCAUUUGAGCUUGCCAAAAACAUCAGCAGAGAUGGCUGCCAUUGAAAAGUUUAUGCAGUUCCAAGAUUCUGUGCCUUGUAAGAUUCGAGCAAAGCGGGGUUGUGCCACACACCCAAGAAGCAUUGCUGAGAGGGUAAGAAGAACUCGAAUCAGUGAACGGAUGAGGAAACUACAAGAGCUUGUACCUAACAUGGACAAGCAAACAAACACUGCAGACAUGUUAGAUUUGGCUGUUGAGUACAUUAAAGACCUUCAAACCCAAGUCCAGACAUUCUCAGACAAUCGUGCUAAGUGUACCUGCUCAAGCAAGCAGCAGUAAUAACACAAAAG